UUUGCCCAAGUCCUGACACCGUGAAACCUCCGAGAGCUGUCACCUCCUCUCCUGUGGAUUACUCAGCCUGACUUACUCCACAACGACAACUUAUACUGCAAGCACGAAAAGUCACUUCUGCUCUGCCGCCAGACAAGGACGCUUCAGCAACUACCCUCUGCCCCCCCCCCAAGAGUACCUCCACACCCCCCAGGGACCCAGACUCAGCCCACACCAGCGCCUCAGACUUAAACUCAGCAGACAUGGAGGGUCACACGGGGAGGCUGGCUCUGCUCCUCUGCAUCACCACUGCAUUCUCCGCCUCGAGUCAGACAUGUGAUCCGAAAGAGGGUGCCGGCAACCCGUGGUUCCACAUAAGGGAGAUGGUAACUGGCUGCUGGACCAGCUUCGUCACAGAGAACAAGACAGAGGUCCACAUCCUUAACUUUGGCCCCAUGCAUUUGCCGAUGUUCUCUCUGAAUAUGGAGGACGCCAAGCCAAUGGACCUCAUCCUCACGUCGGCCGUCACACUUUACGGUCUAUACAACAUCAACGCUGGCGUCCGCAUUCAUCUGAGUAAUAACUCAUCGAUUGUCCUGCACACUAAUCACCGUAAUGGCACGACGGCUGUCUACAAGCACGACAUGCCCACUCAGGAUGACGAGCUGGUCAAGUGGGCAAGUAAGAAGUUUGGCGGCGUGACUUCCUUCACAACCGUCCGGAACCUGGAAUCCAUCUCAUCAACAGGAACAACAGGAACCAAACCUGGGUCUCGAGAUUGUGUACUUGAAAAUGAAGACACGUCCGAGAAGCACUUCCUGCAGAUUAAAGCCGAAUCUCUUGCUUCCUCGCUCACGUCUUGCUCGCCGCCGCAGCAGCCGAAAAACCAAGUGGAUGGGGCCGAGCUUCACAUCAUCAACAUCCCAGAGAAUACGAGCAUUAGCAAUGUUUUGCUGCGUGUUGACGAAAAGAAGAUCAGGGUGUUCCUCAGGGGACCUCAGGGAACGACGUGGACGGUCCUCAAUGCACAGUACACCCAGUUUGGUUCCAACAAUGACAUCCUGCUGCCCAGCAUCAGAAUCCCGCCCUCGCACACGCUGAACAGCGACAAUGCGAGGGAUGUGCAACGGAAGGCUUUAAAAGUUUUUAAUGUCAGCACUUUCACCAGCUACACUGAGCUCAGACCUGCGAAUUCCACAAUCUUGCUGGUCCUUGUGAACAAAGACGCCCCGGCAGUUGCAGAAUCAACACUAGAACCAAUCAACCCAAUCGCAACCACUGCUCCUCACCAGAUGCCCCUGCUGAUGCAGCUGUACACCUCCCCAGAUUACCGCUCUCCCCUAGACGGAAACACCAGGGUGCAGAGCGACAAGAGAAUUUACGCAGAGAUUUCAGGUCACACUUUUGGGACCAUCGUCUGGACCAUCAAGGUGAUCAGCUGCUUCGUGUACUCUAAGGGUUCGUUCCCUGUAGUAAAAGAACUGCCCUUCAUCCCGGAGUACUGCUCCUCGAAAUCCUGCCCCAACAGCACUCGACUCAGCUUCUCACUGGAUCAGCUCGAAGAGCUGACGUCCACCACGUGGGACCUGGAGUGCUCCGUCAAACUGUGCUACAGUGAGACAUGUGGAGAAGGAGGAAAAGUGAAGGUGGAGGUUACGAAGCCGUGUCUGCAACCACCAACCCCACCGUGCUUUGAUUUCGGUCUACCUGGUGUCCUGGGCAUUGCAUUCGGAGGGUUCCUGAUUGGAGUUUUACUUAUUGGAGCGCUGUGGUUCAUCAAAAUUAAAACAGGAUACCCAGCUGGACUAGACAUGAGCACAACUGCAGCAAGUCUUUCAGUCUUUCUGGCCUCUUUCUUCAGGAUGCCCCUGCUCGGGAGCCAAACGACAACCAGUUUCGAACAACCCUUCCCCCUCUGAGAACAGCAGCGCUAACGCUAGCAUCGGAAGCACCCAAAGCACACCAACCAGCAGCAUGGCAUGAGAUUAUGCUAAUCUGCACCACCAGCAGGGCCGCCGUCUCCCCUCAAAGUCACCUACAUGGGUUUUGUGCUUUUGUUUUCUUCAACAAUGCUUGAGAAGCAUUCAUCCCCUAUCCUACCAUCUCUUUAAAUUCACGUAAAUAAAUAAAAAAAAAAGCACAACCCACAGGGCCGAGGUGACAGAUAAACAGAAGUCUAAUCUGUGCUUUCUGACGCUCACCUCUGUAGCUUCUCUGUCAAGCUCCUGGACAGGAAGUUAAAGAGGGCAAGAGAGAGGAAAAAAGGCUCCGAGCAACAGGAAAAACAAACCACAUCCCCCAAGAGCUAACAGGAAAUUCACCGCAUUCCUUUCAACGAAUUGUGCUUGUGUGACGGCAGCACAAUAAUAGUCAGACAGGAGACAAACCAGUCACAAGAAUUGACUUUGAAAAACAGAUGAAAAGCUGUUUUGUGUUCACAUCUAAGCCACCCCAAAAAAUACAAAGGCCUUUAGUUAGGUCAGUCCAAAAAGUUAUCAACAACACCUCGGGGGACUGAGGAGCUUGACGUGUUCGGAUCUCUCGGCCAAUUAAAUGCUCACUUUUAGGGGUAUUUGUCCUAAUUGGAGUUCGAGGUCCGGAGUUACCAGCUACCUCCUAUUGCUAAGAAGUCCGGGGCUAAGUUUAAACUUACCACUGGAUUUCUCUGGUGAAUUGAAUCUUACUCUCUGCCUUUUUCAUGUUGUCUUUUAUCUGUUUAACUUUGCAGCAGACCCGCUGGGUCAUUUGUAGCUCAAAAACAAAAAGCUAUGGUGCCAUUUUCAUGCUAUGCAAUAGCGGUCUCGGGGGCCUCCAUGUAGAAAUAGUAACCCCAUAGCUUUUUUUGGAAAGCUGGAGGAACAGUCUUGAUUGUCUAAUCACCCAACAAAACCAAUCUAAAAUGUUGUUUAUGGCCAAAAGGCAGAGAUAAACCAUUAGGAAAAAGAGCUUUGAAAUAAUCCCUCAUGUAAUGUGCAGUAUGGAGAUGUAUGGUUGUUUUCAGAGCUGAGUAAUGUGCCCAUGAGGAGGAGUUAGCACAUCGGUUUUCAGGUUUAUAUGUGGACUAAUGCAGCUGCACCCACUGGGUGGAGUUUCCCUAAAAUAGUCUGUCUGGAGGUUGAAUUCCAGUACUUUUCCUCUGCACAUUGUCCGGUCUCGUCAGGAUCAGUCCAUCACCACUUCCUGAUGAUUUGUUGCAACCGUAAAAAAACUCAAGCCUGUGACAACACACAAUACAAAAAUAGAUGCUUUACGUGUUGCGUUUAAGUGUUUUCAGGCCAAUUUAAUCACCAGCCUGAACUGCCCUCUGAGGUGCAGCUGUUUAUGCUACAUAAAGCAUCUCUCUUCUGCUUAUUUAAAAAGGAAAGACUCUGAUAUUAAAUGUGGUAUAAACCGUCCAACCUCCUUGCUCAUGUUCAAUGUCGCUGUGCCACUAAUUGCCGCUAAUGCUCUGCUCUGUCUCGCGAUCGGAGACGAGUCCGCGGAAGGGAAAAAUAAUUUUUAGACCUCUAAUGGACGUUAUCGAUCACCUCGCUUUGACAAACAAGCACACGUUGACACAGGCUGAAGAGUCGCCACCCCGACUCCUGGAAAAAGUAUAGGUACAAACGAAGGGCUGUGAUAUUCUAUGAUUGAUUAUUUAGCAUUUCUUAUGAAUUAGGAGAAUGAAUCUGUGCAAUUAUUUUUUUCUUUCAAUAAAUAAAUUUGCCAUAUUGAGUUUAACCUUCCCCCGCUUUUCUGUAAGCUGUAAGUCCGUCCCCAGCUCUGGAUACAGCUCAUAAGCACUCGAUGGUAUAAUCACAAGCAACAAUAGAAUAAAACUAAAUUUUUUAUGUUCUGUUUGCAACAAUACAUAAGUCAGUAAACAUAACCGCUCUAACCCAAUGACAACUACCUUUGAAAUUCCUGCUUUAUCUUUCAGCUAUACUGAGUUUUUUGUAAUUAUAUGGAAAUAAUUGAGAAAGAUGAGUUUGAUGUAAAAAAUAUCAGCUUUUCUUGCUACAUGUGAUCACUUACAUGCAUGAUAGUAGCGUGAUGGGGGAAUUAGAGUGACCGUUGAUCCGUGAGUCCCACUGUUUCUUCCACUGUGUAAAUGUAUUUUUACAUAUUUUUACUGCCACUCUUAGAAAAUAUUCCCAUCACAUGUCAAACCUCUUGAUUCAGCAGGCAUCCUUUCAAAUACUAUCUACAAUACAAGAGGCACCAGAAUUGUGAUUUAAAAUUUUUCUUUAUAUACAUUUCAUAUACUGAUAUAUAUUUACAUGCCAUUAUAGUUAAUCACCUCCUCUUUUUUUUGAUUGUUUGAAUAAUUUAUUCAUCUUCCAAGCUAACCUUAAAACAUUUCAGUGUUUUCCAGACCAACGACAUUUUAGAAAUGUCCCCUCAUUGUAUGUAUCUGAGCUCUGUAGCUUGCCCCCCCCACCCGUAUGUGCAUGUGUGUACGUUUUCUCCGUACACGGCAGAUUGUCUUGUGUAUCCGCGUAGAGACCGAACAAAGAGGGCCAGUACAAAAUGCCACUUGAGUGUUUGUGCAAUAUGAUGAGGUUAACUUGUAUCUAGUGUCUAUAUGUAGUUUUAAUAAGGUUUUUUGGGGUUUUGUAAGUGUUGUAUGAUACUCCUAUUUUUCUUAACCUGCUUCCCUCGCUUAUGUAUUUGAAGAAGUGGGACAAUCUCUAAAUCAAGGCACUUAUCAAAUGCACAAGAUUUGUUUUGUAUAGUUUUUUCAAAUCCUCAUAUUGAUCUGUGUUUUUUCCCAAUUAUACAGCAGGCAGUGCGUGUCACAGCACAUGUCACAGACAUUACAUGUGGUUUGUUGCUUUUACCCCCUGUUUGACCUGUUAUGGCCUCCCUGUCAGACCCCCCCCCCCCCCCCCGUACCCCAAGAACACAGCGUAUCUCCGGUGAUGCUGACAUCCUGACAUUGUGUUGUGUGCAUCGUGGUAUCCUCAGUGGAAGUAAUGGAGACAGAGAAUUUUGAUUAUUUCACCAUAAAGUAGCAUCGCAGUUAAAUAUCCUGUUGUUGUUUUUUUUACUUUAAGUGAAAAUGCAGCAAGUACAGAUUUUUCCAUUAAAGAUAUAAAAUGCUGCAAAUUAGACCCAUUCUUUAUAUAUUUUUUCCAAAGGUCAGGUAUUCGAGUAGGUAUACAUGAAUAUAAAAUCAGGCUGUCAGUUAAAUCAAAUGUUAAUCCUGCAAAUCCCUUCGUUGCCUCUGACCACGGCUUCCUCCUCAGGCGAUCCACACAGAGUUACUGAAAUAUAUGCGUGUGUGUUUGUGUGCAUGUACAUGGUAUAUGUACCACGUUUCUAUGUGCAUGCUCAAUUGUGUGAGUGUCUGUGUGUAGGUGUACUGUAUGCCAACAUUUCUGUCAGAAUAAUCGUCCCCUAGUCUCUUUUCUAGAUGUUUGAAAUCCAGAAUUUUUACAACAAAAAAAACUAUGAAGCCCACACAAUAAGUCUGAAUGUCUGAUUUGAUUUUAUAAAGUAUAAAAUGCAGCGUUAUUUUUCUGCCAAUGUGCAGCCUUUUACCAUUUAAAAUGGGUCCAAUAUGUGUUGAGAUAGUAUUCAACUGAUGUCAUGUAUUUUUAUAUUGUCUCCGAACCAAAUACUGUAUUCGAUUUGUCUGGAAUAAUCCUAAUAAAGUGAAUAUGACAAACCUUC
This is a messenger RNA of Platichthys flesus (European flounder), 5634 nucleotides long. RefSeq names its product endoglin (gene eng). The coding region runs from base 243 to 1898 and encodes 551 amino acids. The transcript is spliced from 14 exons. NCBI's taxonomy places the organism in Eukaryota, Metazoa, Chordata, Actinopteri, Pleuronectiformes, Pleuronectidae. The record is from RefSeq and is a predicted model, not a curated record.